Cervus elaphus (red deer) is the source of this 8059-nucleotide messenger RNA. It is a transcript of the gene CEP68, whose product is annotated as centrosomal protein 68. Lineage: Eukaryota; Metazoa; Chordata; Mammalia; Artiodactyla; Cervidae. The transcript is spliced from 7 exons. The coding region runs from base 273 to 2660 and encodes 795 amino acids. The record is from RefSeq and is a predicted model, not a curated record.
GCCGGCGCUCGGUCCCGCCCCAGGCGUUCAGGACUCCGGCGGGAGGGCCGCGGUGUCCACCUGGGACUCCGUCUUCGGAGCUGCCGCAUGCGACUGCUGACGCCGCCGGCUCGUUCGGGAAGUCCGAAGGGUUCCGGACGCGAAGUACCAUUUCCAUGAAAAUCACUGAAUUUCAGACCUUCUCUCCUGGUUGCUGAAGGACUUUUGGCGACACUGUUCACUUAGUUCAGGGAGCUGAAGCUUCAGCAGAACCCUGACCCAGGGACAGCUCAAUGGCCCUGGGAGAAGAAAAGGCAGAGGGGGAGGCGUCCUCAGACAAGAAGGCCCCUUCCUGUGGGGGCUGGAGCCGCGGGGAGCAGGAGCUGAGCCCCUCAGGGCCUGUGCUCGGGGAGCAGCCGCCACGCCUGGAAGCUGAGGGAGGACCUGCCUCCCCUGUUGGGGGCACCGAGGGGCUCCCCAGCCCUGCCUGCUACGGUGGGGUUGGCCCUGGCUCCUCCAGAACCUGCCAGCCACUGGCCAAUGGGGCCAGCAGGGAGCCAGCAGCCGGUGGGUCUAAGCCUGCUCUCAGUUGCAUGACUCCUCCUGCCAGCCUGGAGACUGGAGAUCUGCCCUCUGCGGGAAGCCAGAUGGAGGAGACCAGGCUUCCUGUCCCGGAGGCGGAGGCGCUACCUCGGACCCGAGCCAUUCCCAGAGCUGCCGCUCUUUGCUCAGGACACGAUGCUGACACCGAAGACGACCCGUCCCCUGUGGAGUCGCCGCAGGUGCCAGACCUCUGCCCACAGUCUCCCAUCCCAGGCUUCCCGUGCCCGUCGAGGUGGAGGUCGGCUGUGAGCCCGGAGACGCCCGCGCCACUGUCGUCCAGCCGCAGCGUGUCGGCCUCCUCCCCGGGCAGCAGUCUGCAGGGUCACCAGGAAAAGGCAGAGCCUCGGAGCGGCUGCCUCACCAAGGUCUCCUCCUGCCUGGAGCUGGCUGUCCCACCAUCAGCCCCCUCAGCGGUAGGCCCUGGGCCUCGGCUCCAGUGGUUGCCCCAGCCCAUGUCCUCAGCGGGGGAUGCCCCCGGGCUGGGCAGGAGACGCCUCUCCUUCCAGGCCGAGUACUGGGCCUGUGUACUGCCCGAUUCCCUGCCUCCCUCCCCAGACCGCCGCUCCCCACUCUGGAACCCGAACAAAGAGUACGAAGACCUGCUGGACUACACCUAUCCCCUCAGGCCCGGGCCCCGGCUCCCGAAGCAGCUCGAUAGCCACGUGCUGGCUGAGCCUGUCCUGCAGGACUCAGGCGUAGACCUCGAUAGCUUCUCCAUCUCCCCGGCGAGCACCCUCAAGUCACCCACUAACGUCUCCCACAGUUGCCCACCAGCCGAGGCUGCUGCCGUGCCAUUCUCUCUACCCAGAGAGCCAAGCCUUAAGCGGGGGCCCUCUGGAGUACCCCAGAAGCAGGGUGGUGUGGGGUUAGCGUCUUGCAGCCCUUUUGCCUCUACCCCCAGAGCCCCAGGUGGUAGGGCCACUCCUUGGGUGAGCAGAGAGCCUGCCCGGAAGAACCUGAGGGACUGGCCACCUGUGGGCAGGCACCUUGAGCUGGGCUCUCCACACCUGAGGACACGGGACAGAGGGUGGCCCUCACCUGGGCUGGAGAGGGAGAAGGGGGCCAGCCAGGGCCUGGGGCGCCUCGCCUGCACGGAGUCUGGAUGGAAACCACAAGAGGAGAUGGAAAGUGACGACGAGUAUCUGGCCCUGCCCACUCGGCUGACACAGGUUUCUAGCUUGGUUUCGUAUCUGGGCUCCAUUCCCACCUCUGUGCCCCUGUCCACGGAUGCUGCUGAAGGGCAGAGCUCCCUGGACGUGUCGGACAGUGAUGGGCCAGCUUCCCUCCCGUCAGACUCCAGCCAAAGCCAGCUUCCCUCCAGGGCUACCUUCAGAGGGUCCUGGAGCGCUGAGGACCAGAAGCACCGUUUGCUACGCUCCUUCGUCCAUGCAAGGCGCUCUGCUGGGGAGGGCAGUCUGGUGAGCGGCCAGGCCCUGGGGGUCUCCUCUGGACCGGUGAGAACACGCGCCUCCUGGUCGGCAAUGUUGGAUCCAGAUGCUGAAGGGCAGCCUCCCAGGAAGGGUGGAGAGCAGGGAAAAGAGUCGCUCGUGCAGUGCGUGCAGACAUUUUGUUGUCAGCUGGAAGAGCUUAUCCACUGGCUGUAUCACGUUGCAGACGCUACUGACCACCUCACUGCGCCCAGAUCCAGCCUUACGGGCCUCAAGUCUUCCCUGCAGCUUUACCGGCAAUUUAAGAAAGAUAUAGAUGAACACCAGUCCCUGACGGAGAGUGUCUUACAGAAAGGGGAGGUCCUGCUUCAGAGCCUGCUGGAUAAUACCCCAGUGUUGAAGGAUGUCCUGGGCAGGAUCUCUCGGCAGCCCAGCGCGCUGGAGAGCCACGCAGAUCGCCUGUACGACACCAUCUUGGCCUCCCUAGACACACUGGCCGGCUGCACCCUCACUCCCAACAGCACGCCAGCGGCACACAGGAGCGCCAGUGUGAAGGGUAUUAGCCUGGUGAGUACAGCAACCCCAGAGGAGAAAAUGUGUCCUGAGACCCCAGUGCCUGAUUCUGGAACAGAGUUCUGCUCUAAUAGUUGGCUGUUUCUUAGAAGCUUCUUGAACUCUAAGACCUACUGAAACAAAUGAGAGGCUGGGAGAAGCCGCUGGAACUGAAAAGGGGAGAUGCUGCCAUUGCCAGGAAGUGGGGCUCCGGUGCGGCGCUUUCUGUGAUGAUGAAAGCGGCACGUUCCAUUGCUCACUUGCAGCCCUGUGCCUGCUGAGGACUAGGGUGCUCUGUGCUUCCAUCUUAAAUGGCUGACGUGUCACCCCUCCCCACCCAUGGAAACACCACCACCCAUGGAAACAAAAAUUGACCUGUACCAACUUUUUUAUGUCUGUGCACAUAUGCUUCUCCAGUACAGGCUGCCUCUAUCCUAUAGGCUCGCUCCACCCAGCUCGUGUGGUGCUCCAUCUGUAAGCAACUCUUGACAGUGCCAAGUAGCCACAGGGAUCCUAAGUUACAACUCCCCACCUCUCCUUUUCCUGGAAAUGCCCUCUGUAAGCAUCACACACCACUCCCCUCCAAAAAAAGGCUAGAGGAUGGAUAGAUGGGUGCACCGGGCCUUGGAGAUGUCACAGAUAGGAACAGAAGCUGAGAGCAAAGAGGGGCUGCUGGCCCACACCAUGAUGCCACAGCUGGAGCAUGCUGCUUCUGAAACUUCUCCUACAGCCGAAACCUGGCAUUUAACUCAUAUUUCCUGAGUGAGAAUUCACUGUAGAUCAAAGAAGGUAAGGGAUAAAUCCAGGUAUGUCAGGAGCAGGGAGUCCCUGUAUUUGCAUCAAAUAAAUGUAGGCAGUAGUCAUUUUAAUACUAAAAUGAAUGCAGAUGAUUGCCAUGUCACUUCUUCCUCUGCAGCAUUCUGCCUAUAACAGAUGCUUCUCUUUCUCUUUUAGGCAUCUUCUCUGGAAGAGAUGUAAUAAUCUGUCAGUCAAAAUGUGGCUAUUGGGAAACUUUCGGAAGUCCUUGUGAGAGCUAUUUAAUACUGAAACCAAGGGGGAAAUGUGACUCUAAUGUACUAGCUUUAAAAUGCUAGCUCUUCCCUGAAAGGAAGGGCUGCUGAGUUACUGUUUUUAUUUAAAAUGAGUCCUUCCCAGUUAAGGUUUUCCUUUGGUGCUUCUUACAAAGAGCAUGUAGCUUUCCAGUUGUUGAUAAAAUAAUGCCAACAAGGCUUACAGGAUUUCCCCUCCCUAUGUCCAGUUAAAAAGAGGAGACAGAACUCCUAAACUAGUCUGCGUACUGAGAUCAUUUAAAGAAGGCUGGUAUGAGAAAGAAGGUACCCAGGACUUGGUAUUCUCAGGCAUGCAAGAGGAUCCAAGAGACAAAAGGUGACUGGUGAGCCAGGAAGGUGGAUCUUUUCAUAAAGCGAAGCAUAGGCUUAUAAAUCACUCUUUGAAGACUGUAGAAGACAAACUCUCCAAAAUAAUAGAAAGUUUUGAACAAAUAGAACCUCUGCAAACUAGUUUGGGCUGCUAAGAUACCUUUUAUCAUCUUAAGUGCUCAGGGCUCCAUCUGCCUGCCCAACAUUUUAAAGGAGAAUGUGAUAGGGGCUUAAGAAGCUGCCAUUGAGCUUCAGUCCAUUAAUGAUCUGCCUUCAGGGUACCUUCAGGAGGAGGCAUUCUCCUCUCCUCCCUGUGAAGAGUCAGAGAAGGACAUGAGUAGGCUCACACAGUCUAUAAUAACUAUAGAAGCUAAGGCUAUUCAUAGUGAGGAAAAAAGGGAAUUCUUUGUUGCUUUGGGAGUUGACAUGUAAGUACCUUGUUGGGGGGGGGGGGGGGCGGGCGUGUAACCAAGGAGCAACCAUUUAAAGCCAACUCUGUAGCUUUUUAAAGUAAAAUGAUUGGCCACUGCUGGUAAUCACACAUUCUGCAAAAACAAAGUGCUUUAAAAAUGCUGUAUUGGGCUGUGAAUGCACAUGGAAGGAGGAAAGCACUUUCCCUGUGCACUUGUAUUCCAGUAGGCUACGACCUGAGGAAAGGGUUCUCCACACUUAAAUAUGUGAUCAACACUUCAAGAAAGUCAAGAUCCUUUCUCAAACUCUAGGUUCUCACUUGAGGAGGGUGCUUAAGAAAGGAAGAUACUUUAUAAAGAAAUGGACAAAUCACCUGAACCCAGAGCAGGUAACAUUAGAACAGUUGCUUUCAUAAAGGAGCCUUCUGAUAUCCCCUCAGAAUAAAAUACUUAGUAGAAAUUACCCUCUUUAAGAGAAGCUUAGAACUUUAAUUUUGGGGGCUGAGCCACUUAACACCAUCUCAUCCACCUCUGUGAACUAAAAUCCUAAAGAGUUUAAACUGGAAAAUAAGCUGUUAAUAAGUUUUAAUGUUUAAAGAUUUUAAUUCUAAAGGGAAACUAUAAAAUUCAGUAGGAGUUAUAUAAAAUGGAGUAUUUCAAGUGCCUCUGCCAUUCUAGUAUUUAUCAAAAUGCCUAAAGCAUUUAUCAAAAUGCUUAAGGGCAUAAUUUUGGUUCUGCUGUCUCUGUUUUUAAUCUUGGUUCUGUACAUAGAUUUAAAAAGACAAAACACCUUCCUAGCAGAUUAUUAUAUAUGUAAAAUAGUCUUAAAGGCCUUAAUUGGUUAAGAAGACAUAUCUAAUAGCCUCUGUUCUUAAAUUGAUAUAUUUCACCUUCUCUUUGAUGUAACUAUAAAUUGGUACAUGCCUUUCCAAUGAGUGUGUUACAGGACAAGCCCUUGGAAGUUAAACCCAUUUAUUUACAAACAUUUUGCUAGGCAUAAAAAUGCCUUAACUAGUUAGCAAAAGAACUGUUUCUAUAGGACUGUCAUCUUCAAAGUGACCAAUGGUACUUUACAGUAGUUGAAUGCUGAAAGUGCCAUUCAAUCUAAUAAUUAGCUUCAGCUGACAGAAAUUUUCACAGAAUAUUUUAUUUCAGAGUACCCUAUUUUGUAAAAAAUCUAUUACUUUUACCAAGCGAUGAUCUAAAGAUAUUUUUGUUCACUUCCUUUGCCUACUCUGGACCUACUCAUGAAUAUCACCGAAGAGUAUCAGGAAAGCUAUUAAUGGUAUCUUCAGCAGUGCUAUAGGUGUAAGACCUCCCUUAAAAUUCAAGCAGAAAUUGUUUCUGACUAGAAGAUGAGCCAGCAGCAUUUCGUAAGCAAACACGGCCAGGUUCGAUUCUGGGAGCCUAGCUGGCCAGUGCUCUGUGGUCCAUGUUACCUUAAGGACAGCAGUGGCUCAGUGUAGUUACAAAAGCCCAAGUUUACCUGUAGUAUAAUUUCCCAGUAGUCCCCUUAAAGUAGCAGAACUGAAGUCCACAGGAAAGUGGCAGUACUGGGAGCUAGAUUGGCAGUUUCAAAACCUGGGUUCUUGUUGCAGCUCCACGGCUUAACCUCAUCUGCAAAUAGUAGACAGUGUCAGUACAAUACUAUUUUGAAGCUUAAAUGGGAAUACAAAGAAGGGCAGAUGUAAAAUAUGUUGCAAUGACAACAUACAUGCUAAAGGAAAUUUUGGUCCGUAGUCAAAAAAAGUCAUUGCUUAGACCAGAAUGGCUAUCAUUUUGCAAGGAUUUCCAGAGACUGUGACUGCUUAGGUUUAGAACAUGUGAGCUAAUUCAUAGCAACCACUUACAAAAUACGGCAAGCAAUAAUUCGAGUGAAUGGAUUAUCAAAAGCCCAUAAUAAUAUAGCUUGAAAUAUUUGUACUUGAAAAUGGGGGUAGGAAUAGGAGUAUUUGCCCCAAAAACUGCAUUUAUUAAGUGAGUAGUGAAGCAUGCUGAAACAUCUUGUCCCAGUCUUGACUACCACAAGGAAAAGAACACUAGAAUUUUCAAAAAUAAAUAUGUAAAUAUGCUUACACCUCAAAUUCACAAAUUUUUUUGCUAACUCACCAAGAAAAAGCUGACAGUUUGAACAACUUGCUGUAUAAAACAAAAGUGCAUUACAUUGUCUGAAAUUUGUAUCAUCUACUUUAAAAAUAUUUCUAAAUUAUUUGUUUGUACUGUAUUGAUAAGGCAAAAAAAACCUUUUGAAGCAUUAAAAAAAUUUCACCCAAAUAACUAUUGGUAGCUUGAGGAGUUUUUCAGUUGCCUUAUGUGAAGAUGAAUAGACCCAACAAGCACAUCUAUAAUACAAAGUAAACUGUGAUUUUAUUGUGAAAUUCUCAUAGAUGGAAAAUUAAAUUGAAUAUUUAUUCUGUCCAUUUCAUUUUACAAUAAUCUUACCACUUAUUUUUGUACCAUGUAUUUCAAUUGCCUGUUUAGUGAAAAUAAAGAAACCUAUAAUUUUUGGCUUGUUUUUAAAUUUUAUCACUGAAUUAAAGACCCCACCAUAAAAUGUGUAGCCAACAGCCACAUCCCACGCCCCUAAGUAAAGAAUAUUUUGGUUACUAUUUCAACCCCAAGGAAACAAUCUUUGACUUCUAUCACCUUAAAAUGCCAGAGUUAGCAAAAGAUUUUUGUUCCCCCACAAUAAAAACAAACCCUAGGAUCUUUCAGGUCCUAGUUAACAAAAUUUUCACAUGUGCAAAAUUCAACUGAAAUAAAUAUUUCUCUCAUUUAUCACUCCCGCCCAGCAUUCAUGUUUUCAGCUAAUUUUAAGGGACAUAUUAGGGCAAAUAGUACAUGUCCUGCUUCCUACUUAAAUGCUUUAACUCGCCUCCAACCUAAGGUAUACAAUUGUGGAGGAUAAAACAGCUGACAUCAGACUCUAAACAUGGAAGAAACAAUAUUAGCACACGUGUUAGUCUGCCAAUUAAGGAAAGGUGGUGUUUUCCACCUCUACCACAGAAGAAUCAAGUGUUGAUCAAUGAAGCCAUUUCAAAUGGUUCUAGAGAAGGAUCAGAGAUAAUAGGCUAGGUAGCAUACAUUCUAAAACUUAUUUUCAUACAAUUUAAUCUCCCUGAACCACUAAGCUUGGUUAAAUCCCUGUGCAGCAGAAGCCUCCUUAGGUCAUUUACUGGGUAUAUUAUCUGGAAAGCAUAUUGGAUGCUGCUCUAAAAUAGGUCUACAAUGCCCUGGUUGCACACACAAAUGGCUGUUUUGAGUAUAAUGCAAGGCUCUAUUUCCCUUUAGCCAUAAGAAUUAAAACAAUACUUAUCACCAUACAGUUUGAUAUUACUUCCAAUAAGUACAAUAUUUAUUAAACAUAUCUUCAGUUGUUUUGUUACAUAGUGUGCAACAAAUUACAAUAUUCUGCAGCCACAAAUUAUAUGCAGAGUAUGAAGAAACUAUUAAUCAGAUAGUGUAAUCUUUCCGUUUAUAACUCUACAAGGAAGAACUAGCAAAUCAGAUCUUACAUAUAACAUCUCACUAAACUUUAUGCAUGGAAAGUGACAGACACUGGUUGUGCUGUUUGAUACAAAAUGGCUGAACUUCAUCUUCAGAAGACUAAACCUGACAUCUAAACAUGCCAAUAUAAACAUCAAAACAAAAUAUAUUCUAACCAACCACGGGAAACAGUCUGGUAUCAGGAAAGCAACAAGGAUUACACACAUUAUUUUAUAAACCAGCACACAAAGGUUUAAAACAG